AACGACGGAAAGCAAACAAUCAAUUCUUAUCCGAGAGAAAGAGAGCUCACAUGAGGUGCGCAGGAUAAGAAGCUAUGCCACUCCUCCUUCAUCCCUGCAACUCUCUGUGUCUCCUUACCCCAUCGCUACCACUCUACAACUUCACUCCUGCCCACAAAACCCCAAAAAACGGAUCUUUAAACGGGUUAUUCAAAUGCCCCGGUUCAAAAACCUCAGUUUCCAUUUCUGGGUCACCUAAAACCCUAACUUUUUCUUUGAAUUCCUCAAUUUGGAGAACAACCCAUAUCUCCUUUUGCUCACAAAACGAGGUUCUUGAGAAAUUUCCGCGUACCCAUUUGCCCGAACAGCCCGAAAACGAGGCAAUUCAAGAGAGUGAAGAACUUGGCGCGCAAUUGCGUGUCAAGCCAACUCCCAAACCAGUUACCAAUGAAUCUGUCACUGAAAUUGAUACAAAGCCCCAAAAACCCGAUGAGGAUGAGGUUUUGAAGCCUUUCUUGAAGUUCUUUAAACCUAAGGAUUCAUUAGAAGAAUCAAUUGAUUCAGAAGAGACUAAUGAGGAGGUUGAGAUUGGGGAAGAGAGUAAAAGGGUCUCUGUUGAGUAUUAUGAUCCGAAACCCGGUGAUUUCGCGGUGGGAGUAGUUGUUUCGGGCAAUGAGAAUAAGCUUGACGUGAAUGUUGGGGCAGACUUGUUGGGGACGAUGUUGACUAAGGAAGUGCUUCCUUUGUAUGAUAAGGAAAUGGAUUAUUUGUUGUGUGAUACAGAGAAGGAUGCUGAGGAGUUUAUGGUGGUUGGGAAGAUGGGAAUUGUGAGGGAUGAUGAGGCAGUGAAUGGAGAACCGGUGCCCGGGAGGCCUGUGGUGGAGCCUGGGACUGUUUUGUUUGCUGAGGUUCUAGGAAGAACGCUAAGUGGUCGGCCAUUGCUAUCGACGAGACGGUUUUUCAGGCGAAUUGCUUGGCACCGAGUGAGGCAGAUUAAGCAGCUCAAUGAACCUAUUGAGGUUAAAAUUACGGAGUGGAACACCGGUGGCCUCCUUACAAGAAUUGAGGGCUUGCGAGGUUUUCUUCCAAAAAAUGAGUUAAUGGGUAGAGUCAACAGCUUCACUGAUUUGAAAGAGAAUGUGGGACGCAGAAUAUAUGUGCUGAUUACUAGAAUGGAUGAAAGUAAUAAUGACUUAAUACUCAGCGAAAAGGCUGCUUGGGAAAUGUUACACCUUCGAGAGGGAACACUUCUGGAAGGAACAGUAAGAAAAAUUUAUCCAUAUGGUGCACAAAUAAGGAUAGGUGAAACUAACAGAAGGUGAGUCUCAUUUCAUGUCUGGUUUUGUUUUGCAAAUUUAUCCCAAUAUGAUUA
Molecule: messenger RNA, 1351 nt
Organism: Camellia sinensis
Lineage: Eukaryota; Viridiplantae; Streptophyta; Magnoliopsida; Ericales; Theaceae
Source: RefSeq, a predicted model, not a curated record